This is a messenger RNA of Salvelinus sp. IW2-2015, 3398 nucleotides long. RefSeq names its product protein eva-1 homolog A. NCBI's taxonomy places the organism in Eukaryota, Metazoa, Chordata, Actinopteri, Salmoniformes, Salmonidae. Gene Ontology annotation, molecular function: carbohydrate binding. The record is from RefSeq and is a predicted model, not a curated record.
CGUUUUUUCUCAAAGUUGCCAAAAUGCCACGUGCGUCCACUUAUAUUAGUGCAUUCCUAACAACCUAAACAUUACAAAACGUAUAUUUGAUCAAAUAAGCGACACGUAGCAAUUUAGCAAUUAUUUUUUGUUGAUGAUCAAAUUCGAUACUCUCUCGUUGACCGUACCAAAAUUCCUCACUUCGUGGGCUUAUUUUCGCAGACAGAUUUUGGCUUCGUAAAACCUCUCGCUUCGUCUUUUCUUCUCUGAGAUGGGCCAGCCACUUGGACACGCAGUUCGAAAUAGAAGUUCCCUAGUGCAUCGCCGCUUGGCUUGAGCUGUCGUUCCUUCUCUUCCUCUCAGGGAUGAUGAGGUGAUUCGGAGCAUGAGCAAUGGGACUGAGCGUAUACUGCUGCUCGCGACACAGAACCUAAAGCAACGCUGGACUUUCAGAACGUGGAGAAUAAGAAACUCGAAACUUCUCGCAGUUUCAAGGAUGUUCUUCCCAGAUGUGCCUCCAGCCAUCAAUUACGCACUCUUGUUGGGAAUAACGUGUCUGACGGUCUUCUGCAACUUCACCAACAGUUCCUCUGAGUUUUCAGGUUACCUGUCCAAGGUGUUGAGGAACUACACCGAGCAGGCGGGCGACGGCGACUUCCUGUCGGUCCGCUGCCCGCCCCGCACCACCAUCACCGUCCAGUCGGCUUUCUACGGCAGGAGUGGCCCCCUCCACCCCCAGCAGGGCCCGUCCCACCACAGACCCACCCUUUUAGGGACACUCCCACUGGAGGAUGACUUGCAUUGUUACAUGUCCACAGCACUACAGAAAAUGUUGGAUGAGUGCCAGGACAGGAGGAGCUGUAAGGUCCUUGUCAACAGUCGUCUCUUCGGGAUGGACCCAUGCCCCAGCAGCAGCAAACACCUCAUCGUGUGGUACAAAUGCAGGCCUAAUGAGUAUAAGAGUAAGGUGGCGUGCGAGGAGGAGAGAAUGAAGCUGACCUGUAAACAGGGAAUGCAGAUCACCGUCUACUCGGCCAUGUUCGGUCGAACCCAGCAGGGUACACUGGAGUGUCCUACCCACCACAGGAGGGCGUCGUCCGUAGACUGCCAGUCGGGCGUGGCUCUCCAGGUGUUGACGACACGUUGUCAGGGGAAACAGAGCUGCUUCGUCCAAGCGUCCACGCAAGAGUUUGGGGACCCCUGCUACUUGGGCACCAGGAAAUAUCUCAGUGUCAUCUACGCAUGUGUCCCAAAGAAGUUGCUGCUGGAAGAGCCCAACCCCAGAGUGGCAGUGUACCCCCCGUCACCCAGUGCCCAUGACCCAAACGUGGUUGGAGACAGCGCCCUUCCUGAUGGGACCUCGGUCAUAACUUUGGAUUCUUUGCUCUCAGGAAAGAAGAAGCGCGGGAGGGAGUUUGGUUCCUACUCUGGGGAGGUGAAGACAAAUGAGGGAGGAGUGGAGGACAAAGCCGCCCGGCCGCCGGACAUGAACCCUGUGAUCAAUGCUACAACGGGCAGCGCCGACAUGUCCCUUAUCAGUAGCUCACUGGCAGCCUACAACUAUAUAGCAGACCACCCAGAGCGUGCAGCGCUCUACUUUGUGUGCGGCGUGUGCCUGGGCCUUUUCCUCACCCUGUUUGCUCUGGUGGUCCAGAUCUCGUGCCGCACGGACUGCCAGCCUCGCCGCCGCUGCCCCGGCACCACCACCAAGAACCGCCUGCGGCCCACCGACUCCUCAUCGGACUCCAGCGACUCAGACUCAGACUGGGAAACCACGUCGGAUCUGUCCGCGCGCCGCCACCGCCGCUUCGAGCGCACGCUCAACAUGAGUGUGUUCACGUCUGCGGAAGAGCUGGAACGGGCACAGCGGCUGGAGGAGAGGGAGAGGAUCAUACGAGAGAUCUGGAUGAAUGGUCAACCCGACAUACCCGGGACGCGUAGCCUCAACCGCUAUUAUUGAGGCAAGAACGUAAAUGAACCACUACUAGAUCUAGAUGAACCCGGGACGCGGAGCCUCAACCUCUAUUAUUGAGGACCGUAAAUGAACCGCUACUAGAUCUAGAAAGGGGGCUGUGAAGGUUGGAGUGCAGUACUUGAGAUGGGAUGUGUAGGACCACAAAUGCACCACUAGAGUUUGGGGAUAGGGGGAAGGGACCCCACCACCGGACCUGGUUUUCGGAGGUGUGCAUGAUCACAAUAGGACCACUUUGGACUGCGGGGGUUUGGGAACCGCACGAUGGAACACAGUGACGCUUGCAGACCAGGAAGGAUAAAUAUCCCCCUCUGUCUGUCUGUCAGUCUGUGUCCGUGUGGGCACUGUAAAGCAAAAAAAAACUCUGUUAAUGCAGUGAGAAUAAGCUCCUACAUCUCAGCAUGGUAAGCUUGACCCGGAGCCUGCCUCUCAUUGGUGGAGGCUGAAGGUGAAAGGUCAGCUAACUGCACUGCCUCACAUUUUACCUCAUCGCACCCUCCUGAAGUGGAGGAUCUUGAGAUACUGAGACUGUGAAGCCUGAAAGGUCAAAGGUGACUUAAGGACAGUUGCCAAUGUUACUCCAGUGUUGCCUAGUGGAAAUUGAGAAUUGUGCAAAUCUGAAAGCGUGCAGCUUGCUUUAUGCUCACUCACCCUCCAGUAUUCAAAUGGUCGAAUGGCUUUAGGAGAGGCGUAACACUUACAGUUAAAAGGACAUCAAGACACUCAAAGUGAAACGGACAGCGUUACACAAAGUGAAACUUACAGCGUAACACUUACAGUAAAAUUGGACAGUGGGACAGUUGACCAACAACGUUACAAUCUUUAAGAGGAAAAUGACCAUGGUCAACCAACGCUGUGUUUUGAACUUUGAACCCAAAAUGUGUUUUUUGAAAUUCUUCUCAAACAUUUUAUGAAAUCUAUUUUAUAUAAUAUUUAAUAGUUGUACUGUUGUGUAUUUUUUUUCUUUACGGUUAUUAUUAUGAUAUAUUUUUAUACUGCGGUUAUCAAAACUUGUCUGGCACCUCAGGGAUGCAAUCCUAGGGGAGUCCAAAAUGGCACCCUAGUUCCUUUAUACUGCUCUACUUUUGGCUAGAACCUUAUAAGGGUCUGGCAAAUCUCUGGCUAWAAUUAGUGCACAACAUAGGGAAUAGGGUGCAGUUUUGGAUGUAGCCCCUAUUGUUUCUGUGUAUGGUAGUUUUUAUUUGCUUCUUAAGAAGAGGAUUGGGGCCCGAAUUCAUUAAGCUUCUCAUUGUAGGAGUGCUGAUCUAGGAUCAGGUCCCCCAUGUCCAUGUCAUCUGAUUCAUUAUGAUAUUAAAGGCAAAUACAAUACAGCACCUAUACAAUACUCCAGAUGUGUCAGCAUUUGAGCAUUGAGCAUUGGGCCAGUAACCGAAUCCCUGAGCUGACAAGGUAAAAAUCUGUCGUUCUGCCCCUGAGCAAGGAAGUU